Messenger RNA from Nematostella vectensis (starlet sea anemone), 913 nucleotides. RefSeq lists its product as uncharacterized. The record is from RefSeq and is a predicted model, not a curated record. The coding region runs from base 119 to 913 and encodes 264 amino acids. The transcript is spliced from 9 exons. NCBI's taxonomy places the organism in Eukaryota, Metazoa, Cnidaria, Anthozoa, Actiniaria, Edwardsiidae.
AGCCUAGCGCCAAUCAUAACAAUCCAAAAUGGCGACGUAGCGAAGAAGGGAAGCGCAUUCGAGAAAACUCCGUGACAACUCUCACGAAAUCAAGACCGCCACCGCCUUUAUCACAGAUAUGUCUGCCAACGAGCCUUUGACUCUUGCUUUAGUGCGGGAAUUCAUCCUGAAAAAUGGAAGCAGAGUUCGCAACCACGACUUGAUAACUCACUUCCGUACCCAGCUAAAUGACCCUGUAAACAAGGGAAAAGUUAGAGCAGACUUCAAGGAAUAUGUGCAUCAAUUGACAACUGUUCAAACUAUUGAUGGGGAAAAGUAUUUUGUUUUAAAGAAACCAAAAGAAGCACCAGCAGUGCUUCGCAAGCCUCCUACGCGCCCCCACACAACGCAUCAUAAGCCACGCCCAGUAUCGGCAAUGCCUGUUGCAAGGCAUGCCAAAAUGUUUGAGGAAAUGGCAGCAGCUCGUUACCCCAUGACGCGGAGUCACUCCGAGGACCAUGCCAUGAAUGAGUUACCGGACAAAGAGAAUCGGCCACGUGAAUUAAAGGCAUUGAGUGACAUGGUCAAGUCUGGCUCUAUUGAUAGUAUGGAUUCUGUAGGGAGUACACACAGCACACCAAAGAUGGGAAGAAAGAUUUCUCAGCCAGGAAAAAGACAGGGUGACUCGCUAGAGAGGAAUUCGCAAGCAUUAUCUGAGGAUGUGUUUGAAGACCCAGAUAUAGAUGGGGAUGACCUGAUGAAUAUUCCGACAAUUCAGCUCGAUGCUAUAGAAAAAGAAUGGUUGCUGACAACUGCUCGGGGGAACAGGGCGCAUAUCAUGUGCUUACUGGAACAAGAACCUUUGCUCGCCAAGAGAAAAGACUUCACUUCCUGUGAAUAUGCAAGGUUUCUUGGUCUUGUCGUUGGAUCAUAA